Messenger RNA from Phyllostomus hastatus (greater spear-nosed bat), 641 nucleotides. It is a transcript of the gene CMC1, whose product is annotated as C-X9-C motif containing 1. Gene Ontology annotation, cellular component: mitochondrion. The coding region runs from base 180 to 500 and encodes 106 amino acids. Lineage: Eukaryota; Metazoa; Chordata; Mammalia; Chiroptera; Phyllostomidae. The record is from RefSeq and is a predicted model, not a curated record. The transcript has 4 exons.
GGAAGUAGCGACUAGGAAAAAGGGAACGGAGUCCGCUGGACUCUGAGAAGGGCACCGCGCUCCUCCUCCUCCUUCGGCGGGAAGCUCUGGGCCGCCGCACGUGCUGCGGUGCCCAGGCUCCUCCCCUCCCCGCCCCCUGCCCGGGAGUAGCCACGCGGCUGCCAUCCUCUGUGGCCGGUAUGGCGCUCGACCCGGCAGAGCAGCAUCUCAGACAUGUUGAAAAAGAUGUUUUGAUCCCUAAAAUAAUGAGGGAAAAGGCCCGGGAGAGAUGUUCUGAACAAGUUCAAGAUUUUACCAAAUGUUGCAAGGAGUCUGGAGUCCUUAUGGUAGUGAAAUGCCGGAAAGAAAAUUCUGCAUUAAAAGAAUGUCUAACCUCUUAUUAUAAUGAUCCUGCCUUUUAUGAAGAAUGCAAAAUGGAAUACCUAAAGGAAAGGGAAGAAUUCAGAAAAACUGGGAUUCCUGCCAAGAAAAGGAUACAGAAGCUUCCAACAAGCAUGUAGGCACAUAUUCAAAUGAUACUCAGUAACUCUAUUCCUGGAAAUCACAUUUACCUAAAAUGAUGGACUCAAGGAAGUAUUUACUUUAUCCUGAAUUAUGGAAAUAUUAAUCUUAUCUGAAAUAAAGACUUUUUUAAUUUUAAA